Schistosoma bovis is the source of this 1893-nucleotide messenger RNA. NCBI's taxonomy places the organism in Eukaryota, Metazoa, Platyhelminthes, Trematoda, Strigeidida, Schistosomatidae. The record is from the annotation of a GenBank genome assembly.
CACACAUUUGAAAGGAAGGACAUCACGUGUGUUUGGAUGCGGGUAGACUUCUAGCUACUGUAUAUUGAAAUCACCACUAAAUAAAUAUUUACUUGUGUUAUACCUCGAAAUCCAUUCGUAAAAGAUGGCUGAUCAAGGUUUAUCUUUAAUUCUCUGCUGCAAAUGUGGCGUUCAAAUUUAUUCUAAUACUGCAAACAUGUGCUUCACAUGCCUAUCCAGUGAAGCAGACAUUGCUGAACAUAUCGACCGUCAGAAUACUGUGACUUUUUGUCCGAAGUGUGAACGUUAUUUAAAUCCACCAUCUAAUUGGGUUUCUGCCGAACCAGAGUCACCAGAAUUGCUUUCAUUAUGCAUCAAGAAGAUCCGUGGACUGAAGAAAGGUUUGGAAGUUCGGAAUGCUAGGUUUAUCUGGACGGAGCCUCAUAGUAGAAGAAUAUCUAUAGAGAUAACCGUGCAGGGAACAUUACAAACAGGUGAUCGUGUUGAACAGCAAAUUCCAAUCAAUUUCACAGUUCACACUCAACAAUGUACCUCAUGUACUCGUAACGCUGCCAAAGAUUUUUGGAAUGCCUGCGUCCAAGUUCGUCAAAAAGUCGAUCAUAAAAAAACACUAUUGCAUUUAGAACAAGUCAUUCUUCGGUCUGGUGCACAUAAAACUUGUUCAAAUAUCAAGCAAGUUUCAGGAGGUAUUGACUUCUUUUUCAGCACUCGUUCACAAGCAGUCACGUUUGUGAAUUUUCUCUCCAAACGUUCUCCUUGCCGCUAUCAAACUGCACAACAUUUAAAGUCGCAUGAUGUAAACAAUAAUACUUAUAAUUACAAAUACACAUUUUCUGUGGAAAUUGCACCAGUUUGUAAAAAUGACAUAGUUUGCUUAUCUCGAGCUCAGUCACAAAAGUUGGGUGGUAUCAGUCAGUUGUGUGUUGUCAGCAAAGUUACCGAUGCCAUUCACUUGAUUGAUCCUUUAACUUGUCAAGUUUGUUAUGUAGACAGUAAGGCUUAUUUCUCAUCUCCAUUCAUGUCAAUUACAACACAAAAACACUUCUCACCAUUUGUCGUACUUGAAAUUGAAGAACAAAGAGAUGAUUCUAGCCAAAUGAAUUCUUCCAAAAAGUCAUACACUACAUCAAGUACUUCAUACCCCGUCGGUGCAAAGUUGUCUCAAAAACACUCACCAGUUUCUGUAUGGGUAAUGAAAGAUCCAUCUAACGAGACAGGUUUAGUCCAGCUCGAUAAUGAAUCGGAUUGUGGUAUAAUUCAUACUAGAUCACAUCUUGGCCGUAUUUUACAUCCUGGAGAUAAAGUACUUGGGUUAGAUUUGCGGAAUUGCAAUAUAAACAAUACAGAAUUUGAAAAACUUCCAGAAGAUAAAAUUCCUGACAUCAUACUAGUUUUACGUCCCAGCCAGUCAAAGAAUACAGCUGGGGAUAAAAAUAAUGGACCAAGUAAACGUAAACGCAUUCGAAAACAUUCAUUAAAUGUAGCAGAUUCUGAAUGUGAUACUUCUACCCAGGCAGUAAAUACAAACUUCUCAUCAUCAGAGGAUGAGUAUGUGUCAUUCGGUGAGGAGGACGAGGAUGAAACACUUGAAUUUUUCAAUAUGGACACUAGUUUUGAUGAACCCAAUGAAGGAACAUCAUUAAAUUAGCCAUAGUUUCAUGAAACUUAACACAAUAAUGAAACUCUCAGAGGUGUAUUUAUAAUUCACUGUUGUAUUUAUUUUGCUUUUUAUUGAUAUUAUUUUCGGAUGAUUUCUCAUAAAUAAAUACUGAUUUCAACAACAAUUUUGUUUAUAUCAAUCAUAUCAUUAUGUUAAAGUGAUGAAGUGAUUCAUCUCUUUUCUUGUCUGAAUAAAGUUAUGUUGUAGUUUGUUUUUAUUCAACGUUUGUUGGA